UGGAGCAAGGCACAGGAGCGGCGCUCGCAGACGGCUGGUCGAGCUUCUCGGUGGACAACGUGGCCAAUCCCGCCCUGUUCUACACCCACGCGGCCGAUCACCUGUGGUCUAGGGAUGAGCCGCCCCCUACGGCAGAAUUUAUUACGAACGCGCUCAAUUCGCUUCACACCCGGCUGCACUAUGCAGUCGAGAUCGAAGAUGUGGAGAUUGGUCAAGCACUACGCUGCAAACAGAACCCGACCUGGCUCAAGUUCUCGGUUCAAGUGGCGCGGCGGUGAAGGGCAAUGUGGAGAUUAUGCGACUGUUGCUGAAUGGCUGCGGAGGCGAACGAGCCUUCGGCGCUGCGGGACAGCAACUGACCUCCCAGGUCCUCCUUCGGGCGGACUCCG
This is a messenger RNA of Acanthamoeba castellanii str. Neff, 389 nucleotides long. RefSeq lists its product as uncharacterized. NCBI's taxonomy places the organism in Eukaryota, Discosea, Longamoebia, Acanthamoebidae. The record is from RefSeq and is a predicted model, not a curated record. The annotation marks the transcript as partial. The transcript is spliced from 2 exons.